AUGGCAUUAAGCAACACAAAUAACAUCAAUAUUGAAACGAAGACUUAAAAACAGUUUAGGUCCAUUCUUUAGAAGCAAACCACUAACCCGAAGAAGCCUCUCAGUUCCAACAGAGGACAGUUCAAUCAAACGCAAGCGAAAUUCUCAGAUAUAUUUAUUCCUGACUUUAAGAAUGUGCAAUUAUUGAGUGACAAGCUAGAAAGUUUCUUGUGCAGUAAAGAAAAAUAGAAACAAAAUCUCAGAGAUUUAAUUCUUCCCAUAAGGGAGAAGAGAAGCGCUCUGCCAAGUCACGAAAGUAGUCAUAUUAGGUUAGCUCCAGUGAAGUAAAUUAGAGGUUCGACCUAGUCAUCAUACAUUAAGCUUACUGAAAAUCAAUCAGUAUUUGGCUCUGCUAAGUAAAGUUUAGACCUAGGUAAAUAUUUCCCAUACUAGGAUAACAAAUCUCGGCUUCUCAGAUAAAUAAACACCUCCAAAAAUAAUAACAACAACUAGUUUACAAAUGAAAGCAGUGAUGAGGAGGUGGUGUUCAAUAAUAUCUCGCAUAGAGACAAUAGUGAUUAAUAAAAAUCAAAGUUAAAUAUUCCUCAAAUGAGCCAAGAGUUAGAUCAUAAAACCUCUAAUAUUAUGUAGCUUUACUUUAAAAAUUGUAGUGGAUUUUAUAAUAAUGGAGGUAGCAAAAAGCAGGCAUCUCCUUCAUUAUAACAUAAAAUGCAGAGGAAUAAAGAUAAAAUAUUGCAUAAAAGCAUACGUGAUGCUUCUGAAUUCCUUGAAAAUUAUAAUAAGUCUAUGUAGUUGAAUAUAAAGCAAUAGGAAUUAAACUAUCUUGAAUCAGAUUAGAUAAUCUUGGAGUCGUCAGAAAGAUAAAAUUCUACCUAAAAUAGUAAUCUUAAAAGACUCAGAGGUUCUUAUCAUCCUUAAGAUAUACCAACAAUAAAUUAACUAUAGCGAGAACACUAAAAAAUUCUAAAGGUGAUGAAGGGCAAUGAUAAAUUUAUUUAAAGUGUUAAUGUCUCCCCUAAUAAGAGCACACCUCAAACAAAAAGAGAUAACCAAUUAAAUAGAAACAAUAAGACCUCAUAAUAGAGCUUAUCAAGCCUAAGUGUUAAAGACAGAAAUAGGACGCAGUUUUAAAGAAGAAAAUAAAGUGUGCCUUAAGAUUAGUAGAAUAAGAAUCAGGAAAAAAUCUAGAUGUUUGAGGAAUAAUAGAGAAUCAUGCUUAUUCAAGAAUUACCAAGAGCUAAAUAUCCUGAUAUAUUAGUAAUUGAAAAGUCGAAUUCCUAAGAACCCUUAAAUAGUUAUUUUCAAAUUCCUGAUUCGAAGCAAUACAAAAGAAAAAGAUUCAUAAGACAACAGCAAACAUACGAGGAAGUGAACCCACCUAAGUCUUUGAUUUACCGAAAUGAUUAAAAGUUAUUGGAUGAGGUUACUUAAAGCUUAGAAUUUUUCAAAAGAUCUAAGUAGUCCCUACAAGUAUCUCAUUAAAAUAGUAAAGAUUUAACUCCUAAGAGUGCAGCUUCUUUUCUAAUUGAUAAAGAUGCAAUGAAGAGCAAAUUCAACUUCCAAGAGAAAGUAGAGGUGAAGGUGAAGAGUCCGUCUAAGAAAUCUCAAACCAGAAGAGAUUAUCAGCCUAAGAGAGAUAUUUUACCUGAAAUUGCGGAUGUCCGAUCUUCAAGGCAGCAAUCAAUACAAAAAGGAGAGCAAAUAAAUAAAAUAUUAAACUUUGGAUAAAGCGUAGACUAGCAAUUGCAGAUAAUGAAUUAGAAAAUUGACAAUAUAUAUCAAAAGAUGAUACCAUAGAUGCGAAGAGGCUCCGAGAUUGGAUUUACUAAGAAUAAGGUUGUUCAAUUUGCUUUACCCUCGUCAUCAUGA
Molecule: messenger RNA, 1869 nt
Organism: Stylonychia lemnae
Lineage: Eukaryota; Ciliophora; Spirotrichea; Sporadotrichida; Oxytrichidae
Source: the annotation of a GenBank genome assembly